Messenger RNA from Moneuplotes crassus, 3911 nucleotides. NCBI's taxonomy places the organism in Eukaryota, Ciliophora, Spirotrichea, Euplotida, Euplotidae. The record is from the annotation of a GenBank genome assembly.
UAAAAAUUUAAAUGGAUAACUCGAUAGAGAAAAGGUAUCAGAGUGUCAAAAUACAGCUGGAUAACUUGAACUACCAUCAACCAUUCACUGUUGAAAGUGUAGCUCUAGUUGAAAGAUUACUCCUCGAUUUCUGAAAGACAGCUAAUGCUUUCCAGAACUUAAAGAGGACCAACAACUCAGUUUUGGCGGAACUUGAGAGCGAAAAGACAAAAAUUGUGCCAUUGUCUAAAGAAAAUGAAAGAAUUGUGAAGGAGAAUAAUGAGCUUCACCAGGAAAUGAUCAAGUGUGAAGAAGUUGCAAGAGAGACCCAAAUGAAAUUCCAACAUGAAGAACUCAAAUAUAAAAGCAUCAUUGAUGAUUUAAAAUUCACGAUUUCUAACAAGGAUCAACAGAUCAAGAGGUAUAAAGAGGAGAACGAUACCCUCAAACCUGGAAAUGCUUUGGAGGGAGGCUUUGAUGACUAUAAGAAAACACAGCCCUUCAAGGAAACUACAGGAGACAGUCAUAAUAAUAAAGAUUACCAGAUUAGAGAGCUAGAAAAUGCUAGAAGACAUUAUGCUGAAGAACUUGAUUUAGCUGAACAAAAGAUUGUCGCUUUGACUCAAGAUAUCAAACAAUACGAGAAUAGUCAAAUUGAGUAUAAAGACUCUAUUCAACAUUUUAAGGAUAGACUUGAGGUUAGAGAUAAAGAAAUCGCUCGCCUAAAUGCUCUCCAGACUGAAGGAAGCAACAUCGACAAUCUCAGCCAAGCCUAUAACCAGGAGAUGAGUAAAGUAAAUAUCCAAAAGCUGAACAGCCAAAUCGACUUCCUAAACAAACAAAACUCAAAGCUUGAGGAGGAACUCCAAGCCAAAGAAGAAAUCUUGAACACCUCUGAAAAGUAUAAAGCUGACAGGAUUUCUAUGGGAAAGAAGUAUGCUGAACUCGAGAAAGAUAACAAGAAGCUGCAUCAGGAUGCCCAAGAGAUGGAGACAGUCAUCCAAGACCUCAAGGACAAACUAGAUGAAUACAGCUCUGCCAUGGUGAAGAAGAAGUUCACCUCUGUUGAAAACUUACAAGAAGAGAAGAAUAAAAGGAUCCAAGCUGAAGAAGACCUCAGAAAGCUUGAGAAUGAAAUCAGACAAUAUAGAAGAGCAGAUGACUACAACCAAGAUAUGAUCAAGAGAUCAGAGAGUGACGUAAAGACUAUCAAUAACAGGCUUGAAGAUACAGUGAAAGAGAACCUUGACUUGAGGAACACUAUUGAUACCCACCAGAGCGAAAUCAGAAAACUUAAGAAUGAAAAAGAACAAAUUAGACAAGAUAUAGAGUACUACCAGAUGAAGUACCAGCAAAUGGAGCAGAAUUAUCAGGCUUACAAGAAGAUGAACAUUGAAGUCUCACAAGAGAAAGAGCUCACUGAGGAGGAGAGAAUGAAGUUCCAAGAGAAACUUAUCAAAAUGGAGAAUGAACUUUCAGAAGCUCAGAGAUUAUACAACGAUGCUAAGUACCAACUUGAAAGAGUUAAAAGAGAGAAAGAGUAUAAUGAGACUGAGCUGGAAGAAUACAAACAGAAAGCUAUUAAUUUCAAGAGCCAAGCUGAUAACAAUAGCACAACUCUCAAUCGAUUCCAAUUACAGAGUGAGUCUUCUCAGAAGGAAUCAGAAAUGCUUCAAAGAGAGAAGAGGAGCUUGGAGGAGCAAAUGGAUUCUAAGAACCAACAAAUUAUCAGACUGGAGAAAGACCUCAAAAUAGUCAAGCAUGAAUUGACAUCAGCUAAUGACUCUAAUGAGAUCAUGAGGAGUGAGCAUAAGAUGCUGUCUGAUGAACUCUCCCUCGCACUCAAAGAUUUAGAUACUGAGAAGAGGAAGAUCAGAGAAUAUGAGAGGGAAAAUUCUGAGUACAAACUUUUGAAAUCUAAAUUUGAAUCAAUUGAGGACCAAGUUACCUCUAUAGUAACUCAAAAGAAUGAAAUUGAGAAAGAAAAUACAAAGAAUAAGAAUAAAAUCAUUGAUUUAGAAAAUACCUUGAAGCUCAAGGAGAAGAUUAUUGCUGAAACUGACAAGAAAUAUCAAGAGAUCUAUGCUAAGCUCUCUGACUCUGAAAGAAGAAGCAUGAAGGAUGACGACAACUGGAUUGUUGUUCAACAGUAUAAGCAAGAGGUUGAAGAUAAACAGAGAGUUAUCAGUGAAUUAAGAGCUAAAGAAACAGAGAACCUUGAGAAAAUGGAAUCUCUCCAGAGCGACCUGAAAAAAGUCAGAUUUGACCUUGAUCUUGAAAAGGAUAGAGCAAGGAGUCUCAAGGACAGCAAGGAGAAGGUUGAUUAUGAAUUAAAGCAAGCCAGAAGGAAUAUCUCAGAACUAGAAGAUAGGCUCAACAAUGACAGGAAUGAUAACAUUAUUACUGAGCAGCAGAAAAAUCAGGCAACUAUUGAAGUUGGAGACCUCAAGAAUCAAAUUUCUAAUCUAAAGAAGGAUAAAUACAACCUCGAAGAAGACAUCAGUGAAAGUAGGAAGAAAAUUGAAGAUCUACAAUUAAGUUUGAGUAGACAACACGAUGAAACAGAGAAGCUCCAAACGUUGAUUCAGACAUUGGAAAGAGCUAAAGAAGACCUUGUUUCAAGACUUCAGAACGUGAACAAAGAAAGGAAUACUGGGGAAAGAGAUAAAGCAGACCUUGUCACAGAGAUCGGACAAUUAAAAAAAACCAUUGUUUCUAAAGAAAGUGAAAUCAAUGACAUGAGGAGUAAUAUAAUUGAACUAGAUCAAAGAAAUGAUAUGCUGCAGAACAUGCUUGAUCACAAGACUGAGGAACUAUACCAAACUCAAAAUUCAUUGGAAUCUCAGAAUAAAGAAUAUGCUGAGACUAGGCAACAACUCUCAUUUGUUGCUGGAAAGGAAGAAAAUUAUGAGAAUCGUCUUCAGGAAAGAGAGAAAGAAAUUGAUGAACUCAAGAAGCAUAUCCAAGAGAUUAAUAGAAAUCUUCACGAGUAUAAAGAAAUGGAUAGCAUGAAGACUCAUGAUGCAAACCAAUUAGCAAAUGAUGUAAAUGUCCUCACAAGAGAAAACCAGAUAGUCAAGGAACAACUCAUGAAAGUCAGUGACGAAAAGGAGUACUUCAGAAUUGAAUUUGAGAAUGCUCAAAGUAGAGCCAAGCAGCUAAACCAAAACAUGAGAGCUCUGGAGCUAGAAAAAUCUGAUAUCCAGGCCUCUUACAAAGAAGUUUGUAAUGAGAAUCAGAGGUUUAAGGAUAGCUUUAACCACAUUUCUAAUCACAAUAGAGAUUCAGAUGAGAGAAUACAUACCUUAGAAAGAGAAAUUCAGGAAUCUAAGUCCAUCAUCAGGACUCUUGAGGAGAAAGAAGAGAAGAUGCUCUAUGAACUUCAGCAAUAUGAUAAUAACGUCACAUUUUUGACUGAGCAACUUGAGUGUGCACAACAAGAUGCUAUGGAAGCCAAAAGUGCUAGAGAUACUCUUAUGAAAGAUCAUGAGAUUCAGAGGAACAUCUCUAUCAAAGAUGAAGGAUCUAAAGAAGAGCUCACACGCUAUGUGAUGCAACUCGAGAACCAUAGAAAUGUUUUGGAGACUCAAUUGGAAGAGAUGCAUAGAGAAUUAUCUCAGCAAAGAGAAAGAAGAGACUAUGAGCGUCAAAGAUACCAAGAACUUGAACAAGUUCUGAACAAAGAAAGAAUUUCUAUGCAAUACACUGAGCAAGAAAGAGAUUCUUUAAGAUGUGAGAAUGAAAAGCUCCAAUCGACCAUCAAGAAGCCAUCCUCCUAUAUGGCUAGAAGAAGUGAAUCCCUUCAAGAUGAAGAAGGGGAGAGUACCUAUUCAAUGGGCUCGAGCCAGAGAAGUUAUGACAAUAGAAGCAAUAUCAACCUAGACAAAAUCAUGAAUCAGCUGGAUGAUAGCGAGUCAUAUUCCCAAAAAUAA